This is a messenger RNA of Fragaria vesca subsp. vesca, 2616 nucleotides long. Its product is annotated as pentatricopeptide repeat-containing protein At2g17140-like. Gene Ontology annotation, molecular function: protein binding. The transcript has 2 exons. Lineage: Eukaryota; Viridiplantae; Streptophyta; Magnoliopsida; Rosales; Rosaceae. The coding region runs from base 1 to 2616 and encodes 871 amino acids. The record is from RefSeq and is a predicted model, not a curated record.
AUGGAGCCAGCAGCUCUGACCAAAGCUCUACACAACAACACCAACAACCCCAAACUCGCAUGGCACCUCUUCAAGCGCAUCCUCUCCUCCCCCACCUCCACCUCAACCUCCACCUCCUCCUCACAUCUCUCCCUCCCCAUCAUAGCCCGCAUCCUCAUCUCCUCCAAAAUGCACCCUGAAAUCGACACCCUCCACCGCCUCCUCCUCCACUCACAACCCCCACAAACCCUCCGCCCUUCCCUCCUUUCCCUCGUCCGAAUCUUCGCCAAAUCCAACCUCCCCUACAAGGCCCUUUCGCAUUUCAAGUCCCUCCGAAGCCGCUUCCCCAAUGACCCUCCUCCUGUUUAUCUCUAUAAUCUUCUCCUCGAGUCCACUCUUCGAAACAACGACGUCGAUUACGUCCUGUGGUUGUAUAAGGACAUGAUCGCUUCCGGGGUUCGGCCCCAGACGUAUACUUUUAAUCUCCUGAUCUGUGCGCUUUGUGAUUGCAGUCGUUUGGAAGAUGCACGCCAGGUGUUUGAUAAAAUGCGUGACAAGGGCUGUGUGCCGAACGAGUACAGCGUUGCGAUUCUGGUUCGUGGGUAUUGCAGAGCUGGGUUUGGUAGUGAUGCUUUGGACGUUUUGGAUGAGAUGAGGGGUUGUGGUGUUGGGGUUAAUAGGGUUGUGUAUAAUACCUUGGUUUCGAGUUUUUGUAAAGAAGGGAGGACUGAUGAGGCUGAGAAAUUGGUGGAGAGGAUGAGGGAGGAGGGUAUGUUUCCGGAUGUCAUUACUUUCAAUUCUCGGAUUUCGGCUCUGUGCAGUGCAGGGAAGAUUCUUGAAGCGUCUAGAAUAUUUAGAGAUAUGCAUAUGGAUCAGGCUUUGGGGCUGCCUCAACCGAAUGUGGUAACGUAUAAUCUGAUGUUACAGGGGUUUUGCAAGGAAGGGAUGUUAGAGGAAGCAGAGAGCUUGUUCAAGUCUAUGGAAAAGGCUGGUGGUUUGAUUAAUUUAGAGAGCUAUAACAUAUGGUUGUUGGGUUUGGUCAGGAAUAAGAAGCUAUUGGAGGCCCGACUGGUUCUGAAAGAAAUGGUACAUAAGGGAAUAGAACUGAAUAUUUACUCGUAUAACAUUUUGAUAAAUGGGUUAUGCAAAAAUGGGAUGCUCCGUGAUGCAAGAAUGGUGAUGGAUCUAAUGGCAAGAAACAAUAUUUCGCCAGAUACGGUCACAUAUAGUACUUUACUACAUGGAUACUGCAAUAAAGGGAAGGUAUUUGAAGCCAGCAAUGUUUUGCAAGAGAUGAUAAUGAAGAAUUGCUUCCCAAAUACUCAUACCUGCAACAUUCUGCUGCACAGCCUAUGGAAAGAGGGACGAAUAUCAGAAGCGGAGGAACUGCUGCAGAAGAUGAAUGAGAAAGGUUAUGGGUUAGAUACUGUGACCUGCAACAUUGUGAUUGAUGGUUUAUGCAACGAUGGGAAAUUGGACAAAGCAAUUGAAAUUGUAAGUGGGAUGUGGACUCAUGGAGGUGCGGCUCUUGGAAACUUAGGGAACUCCUUUGUUGGCCUGGUUGACGAUUGUAAUAAUGGGAAUAAAUGUCUUCCAGAUUUGAUCUCAUAUUCAACCAUAAUUAGUGGAUUAUGCAAGGCUGGGAGGCUUGAUGAAGCUAAGAAGAAGUUCAUGGAGAUGAUGGGGAGGAACUUGCAUCCCGAUUCAGUGAUUUAUGAUACUUUCAUACGUACUUUUUGUAAAGAAGGAAAGAUAUCAUCUGCAUUUCGGGUGUUGAAGGACAUGGAGAAGAAAGGUUGCAACAAGAGCAUUCAAACUUAUAAUUCACUAAUCCUGGGCAUAGGGAGUAAAAAGCAAAUAUUUGAAAUAUAUGGGCUGAUGGAUGAAAUGAAAGAAAGGGGAGUCCCUCCUGAUGUAUGUACUUACAAUAAUAUGAUGACCUGUCUCUGUGAAGUAGAGAGAGUCAAAGAUGCAACUUCUCUUCUAGAUGAAAUGCUGCAGAAGGGCAUAUCCCCGAAUAUUUCCACCUUCAGAAUAUUGAUUAAAGCUUUCUGCAAGGGCUUUGAUUUUGCAGUCGCACAGGAGGUAUUUGACAUUGCUUUAAGUGUAUGUGGCCACAAGGAAGCCUUAUAUAGUAUGAUGUUCAAUGAAUUACUUGCUGGAGGGGAAGUCGCAAAAGCUACAGAACUAUUUAAAGAAGCGUUGGACAAGUACUUUUAUCUGGGGAAUUUCCUUUAUAAAGACCUCAUGGAUAGACUCUGCAUGGAUCAAAAGUUAGAUGAUGCCUGUAGCAUUCUUCACAAUAUGAUGAAUAAGGGAUACGGGUUUGAUUCAGCAUCCUUCCUGCCAGUAAUUGAUGGCUUGGGUAAAAAGGGGAAUAAGCAUGAAGCUGAUGAACUUGCAGAGAGAAUGAUGGAAAUGGCAUCAGAAGGUAGGAUAGCAAAUAAGGUUUACCGAAGUCAGAGGGAUAUAAUUGGUGGAAAACCAUAUUCUUGUGGAAGUGAUUGGCAGACCAUAGUGAACAGAGAUGAUGGCAGUGGAGUCAUACUGAAAACUCUAAAGAGGGUGCAGAAAGGCUGGGGUCGAGCAAAUCUAACGAGUUUGCAAACCCGGAAAGAUCAAUUUUUUGAUUAUUGA